This is a messenger RNA of Lodderomyces elongisporus, 447 nucleotides long. RefSeq names its product ubiquinol--cytochrome-c reductase subunit 6 (gene QCR6). The coding region runs from base 1 to 447 and encodes 148 amino acids. Lineage: Eukaryota; Fungi; Ascomycota; Pichiomycetes; Serinales; Debaryomycetaceae. The transcript has 2 exons. The record is from RefSeq and is a predicted model, not a curated record.
AUGUCAUUCUUAAAAGACUUAUUGGACAAUAUCAUCCCAACAGCCUACGCUGACGAAAAAGGUGACGAGACCCAAAAUGAAGUUGCCGAUGAGGAAGCUCCAGAAGCUCAAGAGGAAGACGCACCAGAAGAGACUCCUGAAGAAGAAACAGUAGAUGAUGGUGACGAUGAGGAUGAGGAUGAUGAUGAUGAGGAUGAUGAAGACGAUGAAGAUGAAGAAGAGCUCGUGGAUCCUCAAGUGAAAUUAAACGAGGAAUGUGCCAAGACCAUUGCUUGUAAACCAUUUGAACACCACUUCCACGAGUGUAUCGAGAGAGUUACCAAAGAGAUGGAAGAGCCUGACUAUGCACACAAACACUACAAAGAAGACUGUGUAGAGGAAUUCUUCCACUUGCAGCAUUGUGUUAAUGAUUGUGUUGCUCCAAAAUUAUUCAACAAAUUGAAGUAA